AUGACGCCAAAGAAAACCAAAGGUCGUCAAAAAAUUGAGAUCGUGAAAAUUACAGAUGAUAAAAGUUUAGCAGUUACCUUUUCAAAACGCCGUUCUGGUAUUUUCAGAAAGUUUAGCGAGCUUGGCACCCUUUGUGGGGCUGAGACUGCAAUCGUCAUAUUCUCCCCAACUGGAAAGCCAUACUCAUUUGGCCAUCCAGAUGUUGAGACGAUUGUAGACCGCUACCUAGUGAGUUCUCAUUUUGAGGAAUCUCAUCCUAAUGCCAACACCGAAGCACUCACAAGGCAGCUGGCUGACAUGCUUGGUCAUCUGGAGGUUCAAAAAAAGGUUGGCAAAGAGCUUGACGAGAUUAAGAAAGCAAGGGAAAGAAGUUAUUGGUGGGGAGCUCCGACAGAGACUCUGGGAUUUGAAGAACUUGAGAAAUUAAAGGUGGCAUUGUUGGAAUUGAAGAAGGAUAGUGGAAAGCAAGCCGAGAGGCUUAUGCUGGAGGCUGCUAACCCUACACCAACAAUUCCUGUAGAUGGUGCUGGUCCAUCAACAACAACAUUUCCUGUCUUUGGUUCUAUUGGGGUAGAUGGUGCUGGUCCGUCGACACCAACAAUUCCUGUCUUCGGUUCUAUUGGGGUAGAUGGUCCUGGUCCGUCGACACCAACAAUUCCUUUCUUUGGUUCUACUGGGGUAGAUGGUGUUGGUCCGUCGAACUAA
Messenger RNA from Cynara cardunculus var. scolymus (artichoke), 705 nucleotides. RefSeq names its product agamous-like MADS-box protein AGL62. The coding region runs from base 1 to 705 and encodes 234 amino acids. The record is from RefSeq and is a predicted model, not a curated record. Gene Ontology annotation, molecular function: RNA polymerase II cis-regulatory region sequence-specific DNA binding; protein dimerization activity; DNA-binding transcription factor activity, RNA polymerase II-specific. Gene Ontology annotation, biological process: positive regulation of transcription by RNA polymerase II. Lineage: Eukaryota; Viridiplantae; Streptophyta; Magnoliopsida; Asterales; Asteraceae. The transcript has a single exon.